Molecule: messenger RNA, 2563 nt
Organism: Pecten maximus
Lineage: Eukaryota; Metazoa; Mollusca; Bivalvia; Pectinida; Pectinidae
Exons: 4
Coding region: 1-528 (175 amino acids)
Source: RefSeq, a predicted model, not a curated record
AUGUUAGCUUUUCUCGCCUUUAAACUUUGGCUUGUCCAUUGUCUUUAUGAUGUGACCAGCUGGUGUGUCACCCCACCGUGGCCAGUGAAACACUAUUCCUGGUGGAGACGUGACGUUAAUUUUCCUAACACAGAAUUCCAGUCUUUCUUGUCCAGGUGGACGGUGCGACUUUCAUCGGAAUGCAAUCAGAUUUGUUCAUCUACAUCACAAUGCCAGUUUGCCACGUUCAACAACUUCACAAGAGAAUGCAAGACGUAUGCAGCCCUUGAUGGACCUGUACAUGUGACAAACACGUCGUUAUGGAAAGCCUACCUGCAGAUUGAUGCAUGGCCGUAUGCACACUUCGGACAUAUCAGGUUGAGCUUCAAACAGGGCAACAAGUUUUGUACAGAUUUCGGGGGACACUUGGCUUUGCCUGACACAGAUGCGGAGAUGCAAAAAAUCAAGCAGAUUCUCGGACAGAAACAAGGUGUAUCAGACUGCUGGAUUGGUGGAAUGAAAUCCGAGAACGGAUGGGAAAUGGCUUGAUGGACGACCAAUUAACAUCCAUAGCAAAUUAUGGGCUCCAGGCCAACCUGAUAGCCGCGGCGGAGUAUGUGUACAGCUCUGGAAGAAACACAACUACAUGUUUGAUGAUGAUAAGUGUUCAGACAAGAAGCAAGUUAUUUGUGAAUUUAAGUAGUCAUCAGGCUGUGAGUGACUUCUAUCAAACAGUUUAUUGUAGAGAUUACCACUACUAUGACUUUACAUCUUACAUCUUUACAUCUGAGAGCAAACCUUUCAGGAGGUCUGUUUCUGUUUUACUAGGUUACUAAUUGAGGCUUUUACUAUGAAACCAUUCUGAAAAAUUGUAUGUCCACAUACUACCGUAUGCUUUGGUGCCGUGAUCAGGAUGAUUCCUUAAAAUAAGCUCGGCAGAACAGAACAGACGGGGGGACGCAUUUUGUUGAAUUGAGUUUCUCGAUGAUGCGGAUGGGGCAUAACGAUCAACCUAGUUGAGAUUAGGUAUAUUGGGUUAUGUAGAUUUGAUUAUUUGUUAUAUUGUUUAUUGGUGUUUUUUCACACUUGAUUCUAUCAGACGUAAUUAACUCGUUAUGUCAAAGAAUGGUUCCUCCUAUGCACUGUUUAUGAUAUUGGUAUAUACCCAAGUUGCAAUGAAGGUAAAUUUAUUAUUGUGGGCCUGCCUAAUUAUAAAUCAGUCUAUAUAGUAUGGCCAAUCGCGGAUAUUUUUUCAAUUCCAAAUCAGUAACAAAUCGGUGGGAAUAGGAGGCUUACUUUCAGGUCAUCUGACCCAACCAGUAAGAAUGACCUAGAGCCAUAGUGCUUCGUCCGUCGCCGUGCGCUUUGCGCUUACUUUUCGAAUUUCAUACUUCUAAAGUUUCAAUGAGUGGGCUUCAGCUCCAUGUUAUUUUUCUUGAACAACGAUUUUUUGCACCUUCUCAAGUUCUACCCGACCAGUAUGAUUCGCUUGAAUUAAUCUUGUGAUGGUCCUUAUUUGAUACAUCGGUCCGAAAUCCAAAAUCACCAUCAUGACCGCAAACUAGAAAAACCAACAACACACUUUUAACUACUCCAGUUCCACUGGUGCCACUUAGCUGAAACUAGGUGCGGAUGAUAAGGAAAUGAAACCGACGUAAAUUUUCGGGCUAAAAAACUGUCGACAAGGCUGCCGUGGUGGUCAUUUUGUAAUAUUAUUGCGCAAUCAUUGUUUUCGUGAGCAAGACAUAUUUUUAAAUUCCUCUCGUGGUCCUCCAGUGGGAUUCAACUUAAACUUGAGAUGAUCUUGUAAUUGGAUUAUAUUCAGUACGUAGAGGAGACUUCCAAUGGACUGACAAUUCUAAUAAAAAAUGUAGCUUUAUUAUGUAUCGCUGCUAGAAUGAUCGUAUAUCGAUUGAUGAUUUUUAGCUCACCUGGUCCGAAGGAUAAUGAUAAGCUUAUGACAUACCGUGCCGUCCGACCUCCGUCCGUCAACAAUUUAACAAAAACAUUUUUUCUCCUUAAUCACAAACUGGAAUUAUAUGUAAUAUGACUGGAAGUUUCUGAUAUAUAUAAACAGACUUCUCCUUACAAUCCCGGUAUAAUUAUCCCUAUUUUGUCCUACCCAAUUAACCAAACUAGGUUACUAUCAAAAAGACCGUGACUACAUGGGGUGUUAUCUGAAUGAUUAAAUAUUUUUCAGCAAUAGGAAGAUGUUGUUUUAGGAACCAAUAUGGAGUCAGUUACACAGUGAAACACGAAUAAGUCGAUGUCGACGGAACCAAGUAAGAUAUUCGACUUAUUCGGUUGUUUGAAUUAACUUUGUUCGUAUGUACGGAAAUAUACGAUGAUAUUGAUGACCAAAUAUUUACAUUCUGUGUUGCAUUUGUCUAUAUGUCGUUAGUAUACCAAAUUGUAUUCAUGAGACUGUAUGAUACAAUUUACAGUGAUUCAGUCAGUGUAGGAAUACAGCUCCAAGUGUUGUAGGUUAAACAAUGGCCGCCAGUUACUUUCGGCCUAGAGAGCUUUGGAAUGCUAGCAUGUUUUUACAGAAGCCACAACGAAAAUAAAGCAACAUCACAAGUUA